This is a messenger RNA of Lutzomyia longipalpis, 607 nucleotides long. RefSeq lists its product as uncharacterized. Lineage: Eukaryota; Metazoa; Arthropoda; Insecta; Diptera; Psychodidae. The record is from RefSeq and is a predicted model, not a curated record. The transcript is spliced from 3 exons. The coding region runs from base 136 to 426 and encodes 96 amino acids.
GACUGAAAAUCAGUGGGUGAGGCAUACUUUUGCAGUUUGUGCCACGAAAUAGAAAAGACAAAAUUUUGUGAAAUUCCCUAAAAAAAAAAGAAGAAUUUGUGAAAUUCCCUCAAAAAAAGAAGAAAAGUUGUGAAGAUGAAGUUGAUUAAGAAAAGCUGGUUCUACAUCAUUGUUCUUUUGGUACUCCUCAGCCUCUUCACGGAGGAGACAGAGGCUAGGCGGAGGGUACUCCGGGGACGUCGUACCAUGACACGCAGCUAUAAACGUGGACUCCCCAUCCCCGCAUGGGCCAUCAUUGUGGCAGUGGCGCUUGGGAAUUUAAUUGUGGGCGCCAUCCUCUAUGCCGUCAUGUACAGGUGCAUCCUGUCUAAGCAUGCGUCCAGUCAGAACUCCUACACCCCAGCAAUGACCAUCGAUGAGCCAUAGGAGCUACGCGUGCCAUCACUUCAUAUCCACCCAGACAAUAUUACAUUUAAUUUAAUUCCAAAUUCUUCUAUCCGUUUAAUUAUACUAAUAAGCCUUAACUGAGGAGACCAUACAUAUUGUUACGCUAAACAGUCUGUCUUUUUGUAUUAAAACGUUUUUUUUUUUUUGCACAAAGUGUAAA